GUGCGAGCAGUCGGCUUCCGGGCUUUGCCAUGGCGGUCUCCGUAGCGCGUUGGAACCAUGUGUGGGUCGGCACCGAGACUGGGAUCCUGAAAGGAGUGAACCUUCAGCGAAAACAUGCUGCGAACUUCACGGCGGCGGGACAGCCGCGGCGCGAGGAGGCGGUGAGCGCCCUGUGCUGGGGCGCGGGUGGCGAGACCCAGAUCCUGGUGGGCUGCGCGGACAGGACGGUGAAGCACUUCAGCACCGAGGAGGGCAUAUUCCAGGGCCAGAGACACUGCCCUGGAGGGGAGGGCAUGUUCCGGGGCCUCGCCCAAGCUGAGGGCACCCUCAUUACAUGUGUGGAUUCUGGGAUCCUCAGAGUCUGGCGUGACAGUGACAAAGAGGCAUCCUCUGACCCACUCCUGGAACUGAGGGUGGGCCCUGGAGUAUGUAGGAUGUGCCAAGACCCAGCACACCCCCAUGUGGUUGCCACAGGUGGGAAGGAGAAUGCAUUGAAAGUGUGGGACCUGCAGGGGUCUGAGGAACCUGUGUUCAGGGCCAAGAACGUGCGGAAUGACUGGCUUGACCUGCGGGUUCCCAUCUGGGACCAGGACAUACAGUUCCUCCCUGGAUCGCAGAAGCUCGUCACAUGCACAGGGUACCACCAGGUCCGUGUUUAUGAUCCAGCUUCUCCCCAGCGCCGGCCGGUCCUGGAGACCACCUAUGGAGAGUACCCACUGACAGCCAUGACCCUCACUCCUGGGGGCAAUUCUGUGAUUGUGGGUAACACUCAUGGGCAGCUGGCAGAAAUUGACUUUCGGCAAGGGCGCCUACUAGGCUGUCUGAAGGGACUGGCAGGCAGUGUCCGUGGGCUGCAGUGCCACCCUUCAAAGCCCUUACUGGCCUCCUGUGGCUUAGACAGAGUCUUGAGGGUACACAGGAUCCGGAAUCCACGGGGCCUGGAGCAUAAGGUUUAUCUCAAGUCUCGACUGAACUGCCUCCUCUUGUCAGGCAGAGAUGACUGGGAGGAUGAGCCCCAAGAGCCUCAAGAGACCAGCAGAGUGUCCCCAGAAGACACAGAGACAGAUGAACUUUGGGCGUCUUUGGAGGCAGCUGCCAAGCGGAAGCAUCCUGAUUUGGAACAGACCCAAGGGGCUGUCCAAACCAGACGGAGAAAGAAAAAACGUCCAGGGUCCACCAGCCCCUGAAGACCCUGUGCCUACUUUGUAAAUAAACAGCUCAACAUCCA
This is a messenger RNA of Cynocephalus volans (Philippine flying lemur), 1228 nucleotides long. RefSeq names its product WD repeat domain 74 (gene WDR74). The transcript has 11 exons. Gene Ontology annotation, biological process: ribosomal large subunit biogenesis. NCBI's taxonomy places the organism in Eukaryota, Metazoa, Chordata, Mammalia, Dermoptera, Cynocephalidae. The coding region runs from base 30 to 1187 and encodes 385 amino acids. Gene Ontology annotation, cellular component: preribosome, large subunit precursor; nucleolus. The record is from RefSeq and is a predicted model, not a curated record. Gene Ontology annotation, molecular function: protein binding.